AUGGCCCCAAAACAGCGUUCCCAAACUCCUCGACAACCUGGCGUCGCCAACUCCUCCGAGUCAAUCCUUUACCACCCGCAGGCUACGACUACACUCUUUUCAGAAGACGAACCAGCCCACGACCGCCGCCGCCGCCGGCAGAGAGAUAGCCCGCGUCCCGCAUCUUACACUCAGUCGCCUUCUCAGGACACAAUUGCUUUGAGCCGAUCACCUAUAGUAUCCGACUCGCCUGCCUCACCGCUCGAAGGAUCUGCUCAAGGUUUUACUUCACGUCGUGAAAGCUCUUCCACCAUGAGGACAUCAUCCAUUUCUCUCGACAUGGUGCCCACCUGUACACCGACCGGCCGCAUCAGCAAGGCGAAGAAGGGCAAACGUGUCCAUGCGUGUGAGUUUCCUGGUUGUGGAAAGGUCUUUACUCGGGCAGAGCAUAGAAGGAGGCAUGAAUUGAAUCACAACCCUGAAGCUCUCUUUCCCUGCACUCGACCUGGAUGUCGAAAGGCAUUCCACCGUAUGGAUCUUCUCCAACGCCAUCAGGAGAGACAUGAUUUGGAAACCGCAGCUGAAGCCAGCGUCGCUGGACACAUGAACCAGAUGGCACAGGUUGCAGUCACUUCAGAACCGUCUUCUGUGAUGCCCGCUCCUGUCAUGACGAGCCCUCAGGCCGAUCGAAGCGCUCCCAGAUCCUCGUCUGGAGGACUCUCGAUUGGAUCUCUCGUUCAUCCUCAGCAGGACUAUCGAUAUGGCAUGGGAACACCAGCCUUCAACGGCUUUCCACGACAGCCCAUGCACUAUGUUCCUGGAUACAACUCGGCCGACGACUCCAUCUUCUAUACCCCUGAAAGCAGCCAGUCGCCUGUUUCUGAAUACUAUGGCCGCUUCCCCCAUCGCCAGAGUAUCUCUUCCUCUUCCUCGGUAGCUGCUUUCGAUCCCAGCGCGGCGUCACCCUUGAUCAGUGGAACCAUGCCCGGUCCCUGGGUGCCUUCGUCCGGACCGCCCAGCAUUCUUCCCUCGACCAUGCUUGAUGACGGGACUUAUUUAUCUACUCUACCAUACCAAUACCCCUCUCCGACCUGGAUGGAAUCGAAUGGUCUGUCAUACGACGAGAACUAUCAAAUGCCUCUGGACUUCAGUCAGGAGAUGCCUCAACCAUACUUCCACCCGUCCUACCCCCUCAUCCAUAGACCUAGCUUUUUGCCCACAAAACCGAGCCCCCUCCUGGCCAGUGCGAUGCUGGCCAUAGGAUCCCAAUACGACACCCGACCAGACGCGAAACUGUACUCCCUGACCUUGUUGGAGAUUGCCACGAAACUGUUGAGGAGACGAGAUAACAUCACGAGCCGGUCGAGGCUGGCAGACCUGCAAACCGUCUUCCUCCUGGAGAUUUUGAGCAAAUACUGUGCGAGGCGGGUGGAGGUGGAGAUGUCUGCUCGAUUUCGAUCUCUGUUUGCGAGCCUCGACCAGGCACGACGGACGCUUGCCACGGAUCCUUUGGCGGUCUUCCGAACUCUCCCCAAGGAGCGGACACCGGACGACAUCCAAAGAGCCCACAAGUUCUGGCUCGAGCACGAGACCCGGCGACGAAUUCUGCAGGCAUGUACCGUCCUGGAUCUCCAGCAAGUGACCCUGUUCGAACAGCCGGCCACGAUUGUCCACCACGAGCGCCCGAGGAGGGACAGCCCCAACGGACUUCGAGUAAACGUGUCUCUGCCCUGCUCAGAGAGGCUGUGGGAGACCAGCCCGAUCGACGACUGGAUAGCCAUGGCCUCCGGCUCCGACGCAUCAUCCUCAUCCAGCAAAGCCAGGGGCUCCCGUCCGGAUCAAGGCUCAGCUUCGUCUCUGGACUAUUUUCAGAUCCAAGUCAGCUUAGCCGCCAACCCGAGUCUCCCGCUCGAUCAGCUCCUGCCCCGGAAGGACCAGACGGGCGAAUGCGCAUCUCGACUCAUCUUCAACCGCCACGCCCGCGACAUGGCCAAGAAUACACCCGUUCGACAGCUCCUGGUGGUCAGCGGCGAAUCCUGGAUCAUCGGGAAGAAGCUGGAGAACGAGGCCGAGUUCCAGGACGCCAAACGCAACCUGAGGGCCUGGGUCGACUCGAACCGCGAGAGCCGGGCGGCCGUCUGGCACGCGACGCAGCUGAUCCGCAGCCGGGCCAAGUUCUCGACUUCUGACGCCACAAACACCGACCUCUCUGUCGCGUUCCACGACACCCACAUGCUCCACGAGCCGUGGACGUUCUACCUGGCCGCCCUCGUCUGCUGGGCCUAUGGCCUUUCUGCGUCGACCCCGGGGGACAACUCCGGCCAAGGCUCCGGGGCCGCCUCCACCAGCAGCGAGCCGACUUCCAAUCCUUCACGAAGCUCCAGUCUGUCUUCGGCACACCCGGCUCUCCUUGAUUCGCACGAAGCGGCAUACAGUAUGCGAGAAUACCUACAGAACACCAACGUCAAAACAGUCGACGAUUUGUUACUCUUGGACCCGCAGGUGUUUGGACGUAUGCACGGUCUCCUCGAGAUCGUUCGGCUCAACAAGGUCUCCCUAUUCCUAGGGGGGCUUAUGAAUGAAGCCGAACGGGUCUUGUAUCGACUCGUCGAGGGACGCAGUCGAUUGUCACACUUUUAG
Molecule: messenger RNA, 2619 nt
Organism: Fonsecaea nubica
Lineage: Eukaryota; Fungi; Ascomycota; Eurotiomycetes; Chaetothyriales; Herpotrichiellaceae
Exons: 6
Coding region: 1-2619 (872 amino acids)
Biological process (GO): regulation of transcription by RNA polymerase II; DNA-templated transcription
Cellular component (GO): chromatin
Molecular function (GO): zinc ion binding; DNA-binding transcription factor activity, RNA polymerase II-specific; RNA polymerase II cis-regulatory region sequence-specific DNA binding
Source: RefSeq, a predicted model, not a curated record